Raphanus sativus (radish) is the source of this 787-nucleotide messenger RNA. RefSeq lists its product as uncharacterized. The record is from RefSeq and is a predicted model, not a curated record. NCBI's taxonomy places the organism in Eukaryota, Viridiplantae, Streptophyta, Magnoliopsida, Brassicales, Brassicaceae.
UGACAAAAUGUCAAAUAUCUCCAACGGUAAUUAAAAUUUCCUCUCUAUUUCUUUUAUCUUUCUCUGUCUUCCAUUAUUGUUAUCGUCCAUCCACUUGUUGAAGAAUCCCCACUAGCUAGAAAGAAAGAAGCAUACGAUUCUCUCCUUACCAAUCUCCUCCUUCGAUUCACACCAAACAUGGAAGCCUUAAUUCACCACUUCACUCUCCUCUCCGACCAAGCUCUCGUCGACAAAACAUUCGACCCUUCCACGAUCGAAGACCUCAUGCGUCUCUUCGAAGUCGAUUCCUACAAGGCUUGGGCAGCUCUCGAGGCAGAACAGCAACAAGAGCUCGAAGCCGCUGAAGAAUCUAUCCGUGAAGCCGAAAUCGAACUCGAUCGGGAUAUGGAGUGGGGGAUGGAGGAGUACAGGCGGACGUUGGAGGAGAUGGAGAGGAUGGAGGCGGCGGAGUUGAGAGAGCUGGAGGAGAAGGCGGAGACUGCUCGGAGAAGUGGGAAUUUAUUGGAGAAAGCUGCUACGAUCGCCGCGAAAAGGCAUAUCGCCGCGGAUGGAUCAGCUGCGGCGUCGAUGAGAUCAGCUUGGAAGACUGCGUCUGGGAGUAAAGUUCAUCCUUCUUGAUCGUAUGAAGACAGACAGAAGAAGAAGAAUACGUUCGGUGUGUAGUGACUGUUUGUGAUACAUGAUAAUUAACGAUAAUGAUCAGUGAAAUGUAUUGGGUUAUGCGUUAUGUCGAUGGUGCCAUUGUGGACUAUAUUUUGUUAAAUAAUAAUAAUUUUUUUUGGUAAAA